Molecule: messenger RNA, 749 nt
Organism: Brachypodium distachyon (stiff brome)
Lineage: Eukaryota; Viridiplantae; Streptophyta; Magnoliopsida; Poales; Poaceae
Exons: 2
Coding region: 55-360 (101 amino acids)
Source: RefSeq, a predicted model, not a curated record
UGUACUUGACUUCUUGAGAAAGGACCAACAAAAUCGAGUGAGAGGGAGGCGGAGAUGGCGAAGAGGAAGGCCGAGGCGGCGGAGAAGGAGGUAGAUCGGAAUGCGUUUGAGUCGGAGGAGGACAGCGUAGGCAGCAGUAACAACGAGGAAGAGGAAGAGGAGGAAGAACUCGUUGACAAUGAACAUGCUAAUUUGCACCCUGAAAAACCAAGUGAGAGGCUGGGUGCUGCUUCUGCAUCUGCACGAGUAACUACGGAAGUUGGUGGAUCCGGUUCGAUCAAUCUGGAGGUCAGCGUGCCCGCAUCGCCGAUCCAAAGUUUCUGUUACAGUGAAGUCUGGAUCAGCUUCUGCUCAAGUUAAAGCCCAGGAACCUGCUAAAACCGUCAGGAAGAGGGCUGCCAGAUAGAGGACCAGUUCUCUUGGGAAGUUCCUGUAAUCUUUUCUGAGUUGUCUGAUGUCUCAAAUUAGGAACCUGUGGUUUGUGUCUCUUGCAUUGUUAGUUGUAACUGAUUUAGCCAAGGUCUUUGGGCUGAAAACUGGGUUUUGAGUCGCUGAAAGAAUGUUUCAUGGGGCCUUUUUGGACGGCGCGGUUCGGCCUUCUCCAGGGAUGAUCUUUUUUGUCACUCCGGGGGGAGGAUUUGUGAUGGUCAUGUCGUUAUUUUCAGAAGAGUUAAGUGAAUUUGAUGAAAACAUCACUUAGGUCAUUGUAUUUUGGAAGUCGCAAAUAACAGUCACCGAACUUGGCGAAA